ACACCUGCUCCAUUCUUGCACGCGCGUCUAAGUUGAGCUCUAUCCAUGUGUUACUGCACGCGCAGCACGUAGACCAGCUGAGCGCGCGCACAUCUUCUCAAAUAAAGAUGCUCUCUUCCCGUGUGCUGCUUCGGGGUUUGCGAGCUGAGACUGGGUUCUGGAGGAGCCUGUCCACCUCAACCAGAGCACUGGCUUCACACGGUCACAGUGUUGAUGUGAUUGACUGCAGUGUUCCUCAGUACAAUAACCGUCUGGAUACACCACUGCCUGAUGUUUCAUUCGUCAGAAAUCUCACUCCUGAGCAGAAGAAGCUGAAGGAGAAAGAGAAGGCGUCAUGGACGGAACUUACCCAGGAGGAGAAACUAGCACUGUAUAGGCUCUCAUUUGAACUGAGCUAUGCGGAGAUGAAGAAGGGUUCUGAUGAGUGGAAGACAGUCCUGGGAGGGAUCUUCUUUUUCCUCGGCUUCACAGGCCUGGUGGUGUUGUGGCAGCGUAUGUAUGUGUACGGUGAUGUGCCCCACACACUUUCUCCUGAAUGGGUGGAGAAACAAACCCAGCGGAUGAUUGACAUGAGGGUUAACCCUGUGCACGGCUUCUCGGUCAACUGGGACUACGAGAAGAAGCAGUGGAAGUAGAAUCCCACUAGCCAGCAGUGUAUCCAGAGCUGUCAUUAACUUGAAGUUCAAAUCUUAAUGGCUUUAAAAUAUAUUCACAAAAUGUAUCAAAUAAACACUGAAUGGAAUGUGA
Molecule: messenger RNA, 747 nt
Organism: Neoarius graeffei (lesser salmon catfish)
Lineage: Eukaryota; Metazoa; Chordata; Actinopteri; Siluriformes; Ariidae
Product: cytochrome c oxidase subunit 4 isoform 1, mitochondrial
Exons: 5
Coding region: 108-635 (175 amino acids)
Biological process (GO): mitochondrial electron transport, cytochrome c to oxygen
Source: RefSeq, a predicted model, not a curated record